CCCAAAUUCAUUCAUCUGCUGAACUACCGAAGCUCAUCUUCUCACACUUCUCGUUUCACUUUCGGCGGCCGACCACCAUCAUAAUCCUCACUUUUCUGUCUCAACUUCGGCCGUCCACUAGCCUUCCUCUCAUCUUCUCCAUCAAUUCGUCCUCUCACUCUCCUUCGCAAGACGAUCAUGAAAAGCUGUAAAGAGAGCUACAAUGAGGAAGAGAGUAUGGAAUAGUCGAGAGGCAAUGAUGGGACCUUCAUCGUCCAGAUCUAGUGAUGCUCAGGCUCAGGCAUGAUUCACAAAUGGAAGUCCGUUUGCUUUCGCUACUGAUUGAAUAUAUAUCCCUGAACAGAAUGCUUUUCCAUCUUCUCCUUUGCCUGUUUAUCAAUCACAAAAAGGGAAAAAAGAAUUUAUUCCCAUGGAAUGGCCUUCCACUUGGACCUCGUUGUUACAGAAAUGCUCCUCUCUCUCUCACAUCAAGCAACUCCAAGCUCAUCUUAUCACCACCGUCCAAUUCCAAUCCCACUCUUCUCGCACCAAGCUCCUUGAGCUUUGCGCCAUUUCACCCUUCGGUGACCUUUCUUUUGCCUGCGAAAUUUUCCGGCAAAUCCAAACACCGUCCACCAAUGAUUGGAAUGCCAUUGUUCGAGGCUUAGCGCAGAGCUCACACCCCACACAAGCCAUCUCAUGGUACCGCACCAUGUUGCGGAGGUCCCAAAGGGUGGAUGCUCUAACUUGCUCGUUUGUACUGAAGGCGUGCGCUCGUGCUUUGGCUCUCUCUGAAGCCUCACAGCUGCAUUCUCAGAUUGUGCGUUUAGGAGUCGAAGCUGAUGUUUUGUUGCAGACCACCUUGUUAGACGUGUACGCUAAAUCGGGUGAUCUCGAUGGUGCACAAAAGGUGUUUGAUGAAAUGGGUUUGCGUGAUAUAGCUUCGUGGAAUGCAUUGAUUUCUGGGUUGGCACAGGGGAAUCGGCCCAACGAAGCCAUGGCUUUGUUUAACAGAAUGAAGGAGCAGGGUUGGAAGCCAAAUGAGGUCACUGUUCUCGGUGCACUCUCUGCUUGUUCACAAUUGGGUGCUUUGAAACAGGGUGAAAAUAUUCACGGGUACGUAGUGAAUGAGAAGCUAGACAUGAAUGUAAUUGUUUGUAAUGCAGUUAUUGAUAUGUAUGCAAAAUGUGGGUUUGUAGAUAAAGCAUAUUCGGUCUUCAAUAACAUGAGUUGCAGGAAAAAUAUUAUUACAUGGAAUACAAUGAUUAUGGCAUUAGCAAUGAAUGGUGAUGGACACAAGGCAUUGGAUCUUUUGGGUCAAAUGGCUCAAGAUGGAGUGAAGCCAGAUGCGGUAUCAUAUCUUUCUGCAUUGUGUGCAUGCAACCAUGCUGGUUUGGUGGAAGAGGGUGUUAACUUGUUUGAUUCAAUGAUGAAGUCUGGGGUUAAACCCAAUGUUAAGCAUUAUGGUAGUGUAGUUGAUUUGUUGGGUCGAGCAGGAAGGCUCAAAGAAGCUUGUGACAUUAUAAACUCUAUGCCUAUGUUCCCUGAUGAAGUACUUUGGCAGACUUUGCUUGGGGCCAGCAAGACAUAUGGGAACGUCGAAAUGGCAGAGAUGGCAUCAAAGAAGCUGGUAGAGAUGGGAUCUAGCAGUUGUGGAGAUUUUGUGUUGCUAUCAAAUAUUUAUGCAGCUAAAAAGAGAUGGGAUGAUGUAGGGAGGGUGAGGGAAGCCAUGAAAAAUAAGGAGGUAAGGAAGGUGCCAGGAUUUAGUUACAUGGAAGUAGAAGGUGGGUUACACAAGUUUGUAAAUGGUGAUCAGAGUCAUCCGAAUUCCAGGGAGAUCUAUGCAAAGCUGGAUGAGAUUAAGUUCAGGAUUAAGGCCUAUGGAUAUACAGCUGAGACUGAUCUGGUAUUGCAUGAUAUAGGGGAGGAGGACAAGGAGAAUGCUUUGAAUUAUCACAGUGAGAAGUUGGCAGUGGCAUUUGGGUUAAUUAGUACAAUCGAUGGAACAUCAAUUCAAGUUAUAAAAAACCUUAGAAUAUGUGUGGACUGUCAUGCUGUGAUGAAAAUUAUAUCAAAGAUUUAUAGUAGGGAGAUCAUUGUGAGAGAUAGAGCACGGUUUCACAGAUUUAAGCAGGGUCUAUGUUCUUGCAAAGAUUAUUGGUAAAAUGCAAUUUUGUUUGUAAGCAGUUUCAAUGGAGAUAUUGGAGAUAAUAUUAAGUAUUCAUUCAUUUGAAUGUUCAAAGAAAUUGGAACAAUAAUUUUUCUCAUAAUUGCAUCUCGAUCUCUGUUUGGCAAGAAGAAUAAUUGGGAUGAAACAAACUGCCGAAGUUUUGUGAUCAAAGGUAAAUGUUGGGCAAUGAAGUUUAGUCAAGUUAAUGUCUAUGGAGACUCUACAAAGAGUUUUUCGCUAAUCAUCUUCUUGCUGCAACUAUCAAUAACAUUAGAGAACUUAUGAUGAGGGAUUGGAAUAUCAUCUUUAACUACAUUUUUAGAGAAGUUAAUAAAUGUAUUGAUUUGAUGGCUCAUUUAGCAUUUAGUGAUAAUUUAAAUGUUCAGAUUUUUGAUAAUCUGUCCUCAGGUUGUAUGAAUAUUUUAUAUGUCAAUAAGACUUAGGUUGUCUA
Messenger RNA from Prosopis cineraria, 2600 nucleotides. Its product is annotated as pentatricopeptide repeat-containing protein At1g34160-like. The record is from RefSeq and is a predicted model, not a curated record. NCBI's taxonomy places the organism in Eukaryota, Viridiplantae, Streptophyta, Magnoliopsida, Fabales, Fabaceae. The transcript has 2 exons. Gene Ontology annotation, biological process: RNA modification. The coding region runs from base 410 to 2143 and encodes 577 amino acids. Gene Ontology annotation, molecular function: zinc ion binding; protein binding; RNA binding.